AUGUUUUACAACAACGCAAUUGGUAGAGUAUCCUGGCAGGCAGGUGAAGUAUGGGAUGAGGCUCUGGAAAGCAUAGCUCCAGCUCUGGAAGCUUUGAGCGUUGCGAUACAGGAGGUGCUACAAAGCACCGACAUGAGAUCUCCCUUUCUUGGAGGAGGCGUCUCCAAGAAGCUAAGGCGCGCGGUGCUGGACUCUGCAGCUUGGUCUCGUGACCUCCUGGUGGUGCUUGUUGGACAUUUUCAUGGUGCGGUCCGGGUUAAGAGUAAUAUGCUGACAUGCAGGGACUCACUUUCACUGUCUCCUUCCAACUUCACCUCAGAUGCAGCGUUCAAGGCGGCAGUAAAGGAAGCAGCCCUUCGAGAACAAAAUCGUGCAGCAAACACUUAUUCGUUUCUGAGGCAAAAAGAUCGUGCGCAAUCUGAACGUUUUCUGUCAUCUUUCUUUAAUAAGGCGUCCGAGUUCCAAAUUGCUUUGCUCGAUGAAUCAAGCGGCGAACCUUUAUCCCACGAGGCAAUGUUGGAUUUAUUGGUCGAAGAUAUGAUGUCGAGGGCAUCAAAUGAUUUCCCUGCUGACGCUCGCAGCCUCCAGGAAACCGAUUUGUUGGUCAGUGACGUGAGAAGCCGUGGAGGCUUUGACUUGCAUGAUGAUUCAUGGUCGGAACCUAUCCAGGAUUCUUUCUACACCCUUGAGGAGUUAGAUGAUGUGCUGCAGAAGUGCCACUCUUCCAAGAAGUGCUUGCACGGCUGCUUCUCUUUACUCAAAUCAUCUCAGAGCUCGCACAGGAAAGUUGUGUUGGGUCUUGCAAACCUUAGCCGUCACGUAGGUUUGACCUCUUCUUUGUGGUCACUUCGGCAAUUCGCUCACAUUCGCAAAUCAGGAGCCAGAAUUGUGCGUAAAGUGCAGUGCUUACGUCCCAUUUCCUUGGUCGCUGAUAUGGCACACGUCAUUGAUGGGCUAUGGCUGGCCCGCAACCGCUCGAAACUAGAGUCGUUUGCGGGGCCAAACCAAGUCGGAGGUGUUUCAGCAACCAACCUCUUACUAUUAGCCAUACUUUUGCUUGCGCAAGCGCGUGAUUACCAGGGCUUGCCUCUCUAUUUGGCCAUCUUGGACCUCCGGUGGGCCUUUGAUGUUGCACGUCUUAGUAGCAUGAAGCUGGCCUGUUUCCAGGCAGGUGUGCGGGGCACGGAUUGGCUGCUACUGGAUGAUGUCCUUGAUUCGGAUCGGCAAUACGUUCAACUUCACGGUUUUCUUUCUCAUGUUUUCAGGCUGGGUUGCGGCAUUGCUCAAGGAAGACGCUUUAGCGUUCACGUUUUCAACAGCCUCUUAAGCUGGCUCAGAGACGAAAUCCAACAAGUCACUGCAGCGAAUACAAGCGCCUGGCUUCCCAAGUAUGCUAUUCGGGCCUUGGCGCAUGUCGACUUGGAGGCCUCACAUGUGGACUUUUAUUCCAGACCUUCGCCUGUGGAUGCUUUAGAGCCAUGCGUAAGCAGAUUGCAGGAGCUGAUGGCAAAUGCGCAGUUCAACUAUGGUAAAAACAAAACCUGUGCCAUGGCUCUUCUCAACAGCCCUCCACUUGAUCACGAAGCUUUGGACUGCGACGUUGUAGACCAAAAGCACAUUCUUGGUGUCUUGUUUGACAGCCAACUUACGUUCUUGCCGCUUCUCUCGCAGUCGUUGGCAAGAGGAUGGUCCAUGUUUGUUGAUCUCUUCCACACGGCUGAAACAGGUGGUUUCUCAGUGCCUGUGUUGUCUUCCCAGGUUCAGAUCCGAUUGCACCCCGUAGUCUUACAUGCUGCACCUUUCCUUGUGGGAGUAGCAGGUAUCAAAGAGAACUCCGUCAACACCUUGUAUUCGCACAGUGUGGCUGGGAUCUGCGUUUGGGAAGCUGUUUGCUUCUUGAAGUCGCUUUGA
Molecule: messenger RNA, 1911 nt
Organism: Symbiodinium natans
Lineage: Eukaryota; Dinophyceae; Suessiales; Symbiodiniaceae
Source: the annotation of a GenBank genome assembly